ACCAUUGACUUUUUAUCGGUCUCGCGAGAGCUCGAAUAGCAUGAGAGAGAACGGGAUUUCGACGCUGGUGAAAAAUGGUUCCUCACGUAACCAUGUGUUCUCCCAUGCUUCGGCAAAUUUUCCGCGCAGGCUCCUACCUUCCUCUGAAAUCGUUUAAACCGUCUUCUACAAGGGUCCAGUUUUCCACAGCCACUACAGCUCCUCCAAGCGAAAGGGAAACAGAGUCACCCAAAGAAGAGAAAGCAGCGGUGGAUGAUGCUUUAGUUGCUUGCCAAGAGGAGAACCGCAAGCUUGUGGAGCAGAUCAAAGCCAUUGAUGACAAGUACAAGCGGUCGCUGGCGGACAGCGAGAACCUCCGGAUGCGGAUGCUGAAACAGGUGGAAGAGGCUCGGGUCUUUGGCAUUCAGAAGUUCUGCAAAGACCUGUUGGAUGUGGCAGAUGUGCUGGACAGCGCCCUAUCAAGCGUGCCUGAGGAGGCCAUUGUUCCAGACAACCCACACCUGCACAGUUUGUUCACGGGACUCAAGAUGACUCAGGCGCAGAUGCAGACGGUGUUUCGACGUCAUGGGCUCACUCAGCUCAACCCAAUCGGCCUCAAGUUUAACCCAAAUGAGCACCAGGCAGUAUUCGUGCACCAAGAUGCCACCAAGCCACCUGGCACGGUGGCAGUGGUCUCCAAGAUAGGCUACAAACUUCAGGACCGCACAAUCCGCCCAGCCAUGGUGGGCGUGGUGGAGCGAACCUGACGGCGUUUGCUUUCUGGUUUAGAUCAUCAUUGUUUCUCUGUCAUAAGUAGUUUUUUUUUGUUUUUUUUUUAGGGGAACGAGUGAUCAGCACAGAUCGUAGUGUUGUUUUAGGAAAGUUCUCCAAAACUAUCUUUGCACAAUUUUAGAAAGGUCUACCUGUAAAAUACCAAGUAAGUGCCUACCCGAAAGUUGGAGAUUAUGACAAAAAAAAUGGGGUGGGCGCCUGUUAGGUUUGACAGCGUAAAAGAAGGGGCCCAUGGUAGGGUAGGCCUUUGCUUCAUCUAACGGAACAUUAUAGGAGCAGUAUAGGGAUCUGGCAGAACCUUUAAUUACAAUAAGCAGCCGUGCCACUAUUGUCAUGUCCACUUCGUGCGAGCGCUCUCGUGUCAUGCUUUGCACCGGUGCAUGCGCAUGAAGCUGCACCACUUAGCACCGGCUUCACGGACAGGCAGCUGGAGUGGAGGAGCACGUUGGUUAGCUCUGUGUGUUCAGGCGUUUGUUGGGAUGGGUGCUUGACAUGGUCAUUUGCUUAUAUAAAAGAUGUUCGAAAUGGAAGGGGUGGGCACUUUUUGCGAGGUGGGUGCAUUCUUGGUAUUUUACAGUAACGACAGGCUUGUGGCCGGAUACUGUUGGAAAGUUUUUUUCUACGUUCUAGAUAAAUUUGACUUUUUCAUUCCAACCGACACAUGUGAGGGAAAAGAGGGGUGGCCUGCGUCACGGCAUAGCUUGAUUUCGGCAUGAGUGUCGCGUCCAGAAGGUUUUGACUGCGUGUAGCAUGGCACCCCAUGGGGUGGUCUUUCUAGGGACUGAAACCGGCCCCCGGUUAUGCAUACAAGUAGCAUAUGAACUUCGACUUUGGUUGCACAGCACAUUAAUAAUAAAAUUUAAUUGCUUUGUUA
Molecule: messenger RNA, 1645 nt
Organism: Ixodes scapularis (black-legged tick)
Lineage: Eukaryota; Metazoa; Arthropoda; Arachnida; Ixodida; Ixodidae
Gene: Roe1
Product: grpE protein homolog 1, mitochondrial
Exons: 3
Coding region: 75-746 (223 amino acids)
Biological process (GO): protein folding; protein import into mitochondrial matrix
Cellular component (GO): PAM complex, Tim23 associated import motor
Molecular function (GO): protein-folding chaperone binding; adenyl-nucleotide exchange factor activity; protein homodimerization activity
Source: RefSeq, a predicted model, not a curated record